AUGCAAAUCAUUCUCGACAAGAAACUGCGUACUGAAAACCUCGGUACCUUCACAUCCUUUGCCGACUUCGCACCACUCUCGAUUGAAAGUUUAUACUUACGGGGAGGACGGGGAGUGGGUAACACCGGCACGUCCGAGGACACGAAAGCCAGUGUAAAGAGCGCCUUCAAGCACCAAGCGGCGCAUCGAGGCCGACAAAGGACCGCUACCGAGGUCGCUGCGUGUUCCAAGGCCCCAACAAAACCCUCCACGUUGCGUCAACAUUAA
Coprinopsis cinerea okayama7#130 is the source of this 267-nucleotide messenger RNA. RefSeq lists its product as hypothetical. The transcript is spliced from 3 exons. The record is from RefSeq and is a predicted model, not a curated record. The coding region runs from base 1 to 267 and encodes 88 amino acids. NCBI's taxonomy places the organism in Eukaryota, Fungi, Basidiomycota, Agaricomycetes, Agaricales, Psathyrellaceae.